This is a messenger RNA of Periconia digitata, 1624 nucleotides long. Lineage: Eukaryota; Fungi; Ascomycota; Dothideomycetes; Pleosporales; Periconiaceae. The record is from the annotation of a GenBank genome assembly.
CAAACUGCUACCUCCGGAACUAACGAAAUUGACAGUCACCUCUUGUCGCCGCAGCUCGACUUGUUGAGUGAGCCAAUGAGAGGCCUUGCCAAGCUCGGCGGUCCGUUGUUUCUCCGCUAUGUUAAAACUUCUGGUGACUCUUCUCCAUACUCAUUUCUUGUCAAUCACCAUCGAUUGUGACUACACUGACGCUGCUGAUGCUGCCGUGGAAGAUAGUUCACUGCGUUCAUUCUCUUUGAAGGCGACACCUUCUCCCACUGGCUCAUCAAGCAAAAUGGCUUCAACUACAGGAAGUCUGAAGGCAGAAGCACCAGUGUCGGAGGGCGUCACAAUCCCAAAGCCUAAUAGCAAUAAUACAGAUAGCUCGCCAAAGAAACCACGCGCAAAGCGACGUACUUACAAUGAGAUUCAUGCCAAAUCACUCCCACUCGAAGUGUAUCCUCUCCCGACAUUUAUUCCGCACAACCCCAUCUCCCUUGUGCGCAUAGCAGUCAGUCUGAUAUCACACUCCAUUCGUCAACCCAGCUCCCAUAUCGUGAUCCACAAAGCCUACUUCUCCCCCGAAACACAGUCCAUCCAUGUCACAGAUCCAAAGUUCAUCAGAGCUCUGUGGGAGCAGGGUUUCUGGGGCAAAGGUUCUUUGAGUCGAAGUGAGCCGCACUGGCUGGACCAAGAAAAACGGAGGCGUGGCCUAGAUGCAAUCCAAACAAGCGAAGAACACACGAGGAACAGGCGGGAAGACCGGCGGCAGAUGAAGCUUGAGCGUGCAAAAGCACAGCGUGAAGCAAUUGAGGAGCAACUUCGGAAAGAAGGGAAGACGAUUUCCGAUACUCAGAUUGCGGACCUUGUUGACGAGGGUAUGUUUACCGAAUCUCCGAAGGGCACGUUGUACGCCACCGGUACCGAUAAACCUCUCGAGGUCGCAAACGGCACUCAGGAAACAAUCAUCAAGGCAGUCAUAGAGGAUGUCCCCAGUAAUGAUGUGUCUGGGGCAGAGAUUAAUGAUCAAGAACAUCUUCAAUUGACGUUUGAGGAAGCAUUUUUUCUGAGCUAUGUUCUUGGUGUAUUGGAAGUCUUCCAUGACGACUCCACACUGCAGCCUUCAGACUUACUUCGACUGUUCUGUCGGCAUUCGAAGUUCUUGACUACAGAAGAUCCCGGCUUCACUGGAUCGCUCCUCCAAAGUGACAACAACAUGAUUGCACCAGACAACCCUUUCGUCAUGAAAUACGUCGUACUUCAUCAUUUCAGAUCAUUGGGCUGGGUCGUCCGUCCUGGCAUCAAGUUCGCAUGCGAUUACCUUCUGUAUUUGAGGGGCCCUGCAUUCAAUCAUGCCGAGUUUGCUGUUAUGAUCAUCCCCUCAUAUUCUCAUCCGUAUUGGUCCGAAGACCCAGAACGCGCUGCUGUUUCUCGGAAGAAAGCGAGUCGCGAUUGGUGGUGGCUCCAUCGACUGAAUCGCGUACAGACACAAGUCUUUAAGACGUUGAUGCUAGUAUAUGUCGAGAUACCUCCGCCGUGGGAUGAAAAUAAUGGGAAGAAAGUGGAUAUUGGCAACGUGUUGACCAGGUAUUGCGUGCGAGAGACGCUCUGGAAGCGCUGGUCGGUGAACAGGAAUCGGGACUAA